GUAGCUUCCGAGUGUUCUGCGCGUACGCACGUCUGUCGACGUCACAAGCGCGCGAAAUAUUCCGACAUGUUCCGCGAAUUGCAGUGAUUAGUGAAGUGAUGAGUGGGAUCUAGUUUGUUUUGAGUGAUAUUUCUGGUGCCUUUCUACCAUCAUGAAAGCGUUUUUGUACAUAAUAAUUUAUUCGUGGCUGCAAACAGUAAACUGUCAAUCAGAAGACGUUUACAACAUUUUUUUUGAGUACGAAGAUAAUCGUGGUUUACCUACCGAUGAUUUGACUCUCAAUGACGAAACGACGUCAAUCGCUGUAAAUGUUGGCCUGUUACCAUCCAGCGGUAACACAAUAACGCAACCUUUCGCCCUAACCGUGGAAUUCAGAUUGGAUGUUUUCAAGAAAACAUGCCUAUUUUCGAUUGAGAACGACAAGGAUAUGACACUAGCAUUGUGUUUCACGCCAGUCAAUUCAGACGUAGUCACAAUAUCUCUCAAAAGCAAGCAUCUACCGAAGGGCGAAGUAAAUUUCGUAAAUCGUAUCGUCAAAGAAGGAAUAUGGACACAACUACUGUUUUAUGUGAAAGAAAACAGUGUAAAGUUAUACGCUGAUUGCUUGGAGAUCAAUACUGAAAAGCUUUCGGGACCAGUUGGAGAAAUUUAUCUGGACACGGAUGACACUUUGUUUAUGGGAAGAAGUGAGAUUGAGGAAACUACGGCAGCUGAGGGUGCAGUGAGACAAAUUAAAAUAUACUAUAACGUAGUCGACGAGAAUAUUUGCAAAGCAGAGGAUAUCAAAUUGCCAGAUAGCUUUGAAGAGGAGGGUGAGGAAGACUUUACACAAGGUGAACCUGGUGAAAAGGGUGAGAAGGGGGAAAAGGGAGAUAAAGGAAUUAAGGGUGAACCAGGAGAAUUUGUAACAGGCCCAUCAGGUCCCAUAGGUCCCCCUGGAAAGCCUGGAUUAAAAGGAGAUACCGGGGAUUGCAGAUGUACAGAAACUGUAGUUUCAAGCCUGCUGAAGACAAUGCCGGAGAUGAGAGGCCCCCCUGGUGAUCCUGGGCCUAUUGGAGAAUCCGGAAAACCAGGUCCAAUGGGUCUGACGGGUUUACCAGGGGAGCAAGGUGAGAGAGGUUCAAGAGGUCCAAAAGGGGAUAAGGGGGAUAGAGGAGAUGACGGCAUUCCUGGACACGAUGGGAUAGAAGGGCCUAGAGGACCAGCAGGAAUAGACGGAGAGCCUGGACCACAAGGCAUUCAAGGAAACCCGGGUCCACCAGGUCCACCUGGACCUAGCGCUAAGGACACAGAAGUGAGAAAAGAAAUUCCAGUCGUUGGACCAAGGGGUGAACAGGGGCCAAUAGGACCCCCAGGAUCACCUGGCCCUCAAGGUGUCGCUGGUGAUAAGGGCCAAAAAGGAUCCGAGGGGUUAAAAGGACAAAAAGGAGAACAGGGUAAUACAGGUGUUCAAGGACCCAGAGGUGAAACCGGCAGCCGUGGUGAACCAGGGUUGAACGGCAUACCAGGGACGCCAGGCGACCAAGGUCCUCGUGGUGAAAAGGGCAUGACAGGAGAUUUUGGUGCAAAAGGAGACACAGGCGAACCUGGUAUACCAGCGAAACUGUCUUCACUUCUAGAUUCAGAUACAGACCCUACAGAAAAAGAAGAAAUCGUAAAACUGCUAAGAGGACCAAAAGGAGAACCAGGAGUUGGUGGAGCAAAGGGUGAUACGGGUAAAGCAGGCGAGAUUGGCCUACCAGGAAGAGAUGGCAGGGACGGUGACCCUGGGAGUGAUGGGGCUGAUGGUGAACCAGGAAAGAGAGGAGAAAAGGGCGAUAUUGGCCCAAAAGGCUCUAAGGGAGACCGGGGUGAUAUCGGACCACCAGGGCUACCGGUCAACAUAGAUGUUACUGUUUUAAAGGGUGCAGAAGGUAGUCCAGGUCCCCAGGGUAGCCCUGGCCCUCAAGGAAAAUCUGGAGAAAAGGGAGAUAAAGGUAUCAAAGGAUCAAAAGGACUUAGAGGAGACAGGGGAUAUACGGGUCAAACAGGACCUGUGGGCCCCAUAGGACCAACUGGGAUUAAUGGAACGCAUGGCGAGAAGGGAGAGAAAGGUGAAAGUGCACCGUUUAUUGAUCUGAAAAAGUUGAAAGGUGACAAAGGAGACAGGGGUGAAAUCGGCCCACCUGGUGCAGCGGGUAAACCUGGACCCCCUGGGGCCAACUCAACUUGUGCAGCAGCUCAAAAACCAGUCAUUGGCCCUCCGGGACCCCCUGGACCGCCAGGGCCACCAGGCCCACCGGGUUUGUCAAUAACUGGACCUAAAGGCGAGCCUGGAGGCAUUGUAUCACAGCAGACGUAUUUUAAAUUCACUGAAAAUGUUGCUGCGAAUCCAAACAACAAUGAUGAUGACGAUGAACCUGUGACUGUAGCAACUGUGAUCUACAAAACAACAACUGCUCUUUUUAAGAGAACCUCAAGCAUCCGCGAGGGAACACUAGCGUAUGUGCUGCACGAGAAAAUUCUGCUGCUAAGAGUGGAUAGGGGAUGGCAACACGUUUCUUUGGUUUCACAGAUGGGCGCCGUAAUAGAUCCGACUGAAGCAAGCACCACAACACAAACAACUACGGAACCAACAACAACAAGAAGAUACUAUCCUGUUGAAGAAACCCAUGUCACAUCUUCGCCUAGAUACGGCUACGAUACGAGUAGAAGUGUCCGUGGAAAAUACAUGGUCUCUACGUUAGAGCCAUCUGGUACCACAACGCCUAGGCCACGAACCAGUAUUCGCAUCGCAGCUCUCAACCAGCCAUAUCCAGGCAACAUGUUAUCCAAGACAUCUGGAUGGAAUGCAGCCAAUAAUAGGUGUCACCGGCAGUCAGUGAAGGCCAUUGUAGGUGGCACCUUCAAAGCGUUCCUGGCUUCUGACAUUCAAGCGCUGCCGUACAUAGUGGACCCAGCGCACAGACACCUUCCCGUUCUGAAUCUUCGAGGAGAGAAGCUUUUCCAUUCCUGGGAGAGCAUUUUUGACGGAUCUGGAGCAAGAUUUGCUACAUCCAAUGCGCACAUCUUCAGUUUCGAUGGAAAGAACGUCAUGAAUGACAACUUUACCUGGCGUGAAAAACUAUUGUGGCAUGGCGCCAAUGCCACAGGCAGCAUCGACCAUGUCAGCUCAUGCGACAAGUGGAGAAGCGACAAUCCCUACGACUUUGCAUAUGCAUCGCCACUAGAACGACACAUGCUUUUAGGACAAGAAAGAGUAUCUUGUCAACGAAAGCUGAUAGUAUUGUGUGUUGAAGUAAAAUCAACACACUCAAAUGCUGUUCUAAGAAGACGACGAACUGAUUACCCACCUCGAAGGCGAAACUAUCGGUCCAGUAUAGCACCGACAUAUAAUCAAAAUCAUAUACCAGCCUCAUAGGUAUUAACUAUGUAAUGUUUGUAUACAGGGUGUUAGGUAAAUGGGUAUAUGAGCCGACACUAGCCCAUGUUAACAUGGUCAUAUAAAUGGUAUGGUGAAGUCAGAAAAUUUAUAUCUUCAUUUUAAUUAUUUUAAUUUUCAUACAAAUCGGAUUUUAUAAAAUUUAUUUUGUAUGAAAAUUAAAAAAAAUAAAAUGAUGAUAUCAAAUUUCUGACUUCACCAUACCAUUUAUAUGGCCAUGUUAACAUGGGCUAGUGUCGGCUCAUAUACCCAUUUACCUAACACCCUGUAUAUUAUUUUAACUGUGUGAGUAAUGUAAGCCUAUUAGUGUUAUCUGGACUUUAUGUCUGUAGCAUAAGGUUUAAGAUUAAUUGAGAUAUAUGAUCAUUUCGUGGGAGGUUGACUUGCUUGUUAAAUGUCUACAGAACAGUGGGCUGAGUGUGAGUUUACAUCAAAUACGCUCCCUAGUGAGCGCGUUUAAAAAAUGUAUGAAAAUUUUAGUUUUUGAACGUUUCCCGCUAGAGGCGCUGUACAAUCCGUCAUACAUAUAGGUAAUCACUUACCAUCAGGUGAUCCGUUUGCUCGUUUGCCUCCUAUCACAUAAAAAAAAAAAAAAAAAAAAAAACAUUAAAUGUCAUUUUUUGACGCGCUCACUAGUGAGCGCGUUUGAUGUAAACUUGCAUUAGGCCCUUUGAAUGAUUGAAUAUGAUGAUAAUGAUCAGUUAUUUGGAAAUCGAAGAUUUAAAAUAUUUGACAGUUAAAAUGUAAUAAAUAACUUAUCAAAAUAAUGGUUGAGUUUGGUAACCGAUAAGAAUGAAUGAAUUUGAUUGUGUUUUAUAAAGUUUUUAGUCGUUUGAUAAGUUAAAUGUUAUCAGUUUAUUAAGUCAUUUUUAUAACAAUAUUAGUAGCAAUAUAUUAUUUUCCUAACUAUAGGUUAAAUGCAAAUACAUGACUGUGUAAAACGCUUAAUUUAUUAUUAGAAAACUUAUACGUAAGUAUGUUUAAUGAUUUUUAUAUUGGUGGUAAUUUUGUUGACUUUGUCAUCUAGAACUUUAUCAAAUAUCAAUGAGUUAUAGCUUAAUAUUUGUAACCUUUUUACUACGAGUAAUUGAAUGGUACAAGAGCUUAGUUUAUUUUAGAGUUAUUGAGAGAAUCGCCACCAGUAUAUUAUUUCCUAUCAUAAGAUCGUCUUAAUAUAAAGUAGAGUAGUUUUAAAAAUAUUUAGGUAUACAAGUCGCUAUAGUUUACCUACCUCAUAAUACAUUAUAACACUUAUAUUUAAAUUAGCUUCUUUAUGAAAUUUUUAAUGAUUAAAUAUUCUGUUUUUCUUUUGUAAUAAAAUGUUUUGUAAAAAAAAGUCUCGAAUUCCAAAUAAGAUAUUCAAAGUACGUAAAUACCAUUGAUUUUAGUUAUAUUUUUACUGACUUCUAACUACUCUUUUUGCUUACUAACUUUAUAGUUUUAAGAAUAAGUCUGUGACAAAAUGUAUAAAUAGUAGGUAUGUCUAUAACAUUUUUACUAUCAGAAAUCAACACAUCCGAAUAAACUGAAUGUUCAAUGGAAAAUAGUAGCUAUUACCAUUACAUAAGAGGUCACAGUCUAUAUCUUUAUGUUCAGUCGUUCUACUUAUUAAGAUGAAAAGUAUUUUAGUUAUUGGUAAGAUCACAAGUUUCUAUUUAUUUAUUAUCUAAUGUUCAAUAAGCGUGUGCCAUAAUAAAUUAUAAUUUUAUCAAAAUACAGUUUUUGGUACAAAA
This is a messenger RNA of Ostrinia nubilalis (European corn borer), 5154 nucleotides long. Its product is annotated as collagen alpha-1(XV) chain-like. Gene Ontology annotation, biological process: extracellular matrix organization. NCBI's taxonomy places the organism in Eukaryota, Metazoa, Arthropoda, Insecta, Lepidoptera, Crambidae. The transcript has 29 exons. The record is from RefSeq and is a predicted model, not a curated record. Gene Ontology annotation, molecular function: extracellular matrix structural constituent conferring tensile strength. Bases 152 to 3400 code for a protein of 1082 amino acids.